GCUUAUCAAGUCAUCAAUUCCACCCUUUGGUGCUCUGUUUUAGCUCUUGCGAUUGUCAUGUUAUUCAUUCCAAAUGUUAGUUCCACCAAGCAAUCCAAGAAAGCACAAGGCUUGAAAAUGAAUGUUAUUGAUCAAUGCUGGAGAUUGGAUCCUGAAUGGAGGAAAAAUCGGACACAGCUUGCCACAUGCUCGGUGGGCUAUGCAGGGAAAAUGACAAACAACAUAGGAAAGGACCUCAUCUAUUAUGAAGUUACUGAUCCUAGUGACGACCCAAUAAACCCCAAACCUGGCACCUUGAGAUAUGGAGCUUCUAGGAUUCAUGGUAAAGUGUGGAUCACAUUCCAAAGAGACAUGCAAAUUAGGCUCGAGAGACCCCUCCUCAUUAGCAGUUUCACCACCAUUGAUGGUCGAGGCGUCGACGUUCACAUUGCUAACAAUGCAUGCUUGAUGAUUUAUAAGGCAAGCAACAUAAUCAUCCAUGGGAUUAGGAUUCAUCACUGCAGACCUCAAGCUCCUGGAAUGGUGAUGGAUCCUAAUGGAAAGGUAAUUCCUUUGGGUCAGGUAGAUGGAGAUGCAAUAAGAUUGGUCACGGCUUCAAAGAUUUGGAUUGAUCAUAACACGCUUUCUGAUUGCCAAGAUGGUCUUCUUGAUGUCACACGUGGUUCCACUGAUGUGACAGUCUCCAACAACUGGUUCAGGGAGCAAAACAAGGUUAUGCUUCUCGGGCAUGAUGAUGGGUACGUGAGAGACAAAAACAUGAAGGUCACUGUUGUGUACAACUAUUUUGGACCUGAUUGCCACCAGCGCAUGCCAAGAAUCCGUCAUGGGUAUGCUCAUGUUGCGAACAAUCUUUACAUGGGAUGGGUGCAAUAUGCCAUAGGUGGAAGCAAGGAACCUAGCCUCAAAAGCCAAGCGAACCUUUUCAUAGCACCAACCACAGGGAAUAAGGAGGUGACAUGGAGAAAAAGCAGUAAUGGAGUUGGAGACACAUGGGAAUUUUUUUCAGUGAGGGACGCUUUUGAAAACGGAGCAUCCUUCAUGGAAACAAAAGGUGGACAGGUAAAAAAGCCGAAUUAUAGCACUGAACAGAAGUUUGAAGUUGCUGAUGCCAAAUUGGUGAGAUCAUUGACAAUCUCAUCGGGCGUGUUACGAUGCAGUAAAACCUCUGUAUGUUGA
This is a messenger RNA of Gastrolobium bilobum, 1176 nucleotides long. Its product is annotated as probable pectate lyase 16. The record is from RefSeq and is a predicted model, not a curated record. NCBI's taxonomy places the organism in Eukaryota, Viridiplantae, Streptophyta, Magnoliopsida, Fabales, Fabaceae. The transcript is spliced from 4 exons. Gene Ontology annotation, molecular function: pectate lyase activity. The coding region runs from base 58 to 1176 and encodes 372 amino acids.